This is a messenger RNA of Lepisosteus oculatus (spotted gar), 3428 nucleotides long. It is a transcript of the gene slc26a1, whose product is annotated as solute carrier family 26 member 1. NCBI's taxonomy places the organism in Eukaryota, Metazoa, Chordata, Actinopteri, Semionotiformes, Lepisosteidae. Gene Ontology annotation, biological process: transmembrane transport. Gene Ontology annotation, cellular component: plasma membrane. The record is from RefSeq and is a predicted model, not a curated record. Gene Ontology annotation, molecular function: chloride transmembrane transporter activity; bicarbonate transmembrane transporter activity; secondary active sulfate transmembrane transporter activity.
AUCACAUGAAACACAUCCUCACAGGGUGCUACUUAGGUCACUAGCUCACUACUCAUUCCCUCAGAGCGAGACUGUAUGAGAAGCAGGAGUGCAUGAAUCCCUUGUCUCUGUUUUUCUCCACCUCUCUCCCUCCCAUCUCUCCCUUCCAUCUCCUGAUCUCACAAUGUGUCUUAGUUCUGCAAUCUUCUGACAAGGAGCUACAAGCUCUGAGUGGGAGCUGGUCUUAACAUUGCAGUGACGAGCCAGUGCUCUUGCAGAGAAUGGAGGAAGAGGGCAGUGAAAAUGUCUGCCAUCUGGAGAGAAGAACGCGCAGGAGAAGGGAUCUGAAGGCAGUACUGCGGAAAAAACUGAGCAGCAGCUUCUCCUGCUCAGCUAAAAAGCUGAAAAGCAAUGUCACAGGCUUCUUUCCUGUGGUCCAGUGGCUGCCCAAAUACAAAUUUAAGGAGUAUGUCUGGGGUGAUGUCAUGUCAGGCCUCAUCGUGGGGAUUAUCCUUGUUCCCCAGGCAAUAGCCUACUGUCUUUUGGCUGGGCUUCAGCCAAUCUAUGGCUUGUAUACUUCCUUUUUUGCUAACAUCAUUUAUUUCUUCAUGGGGACCUCUCGGCACGUGUCUGUGGGAAUAUUCAGCCUGAUGAGCCUCAUGGUUGGUCAGGUUGUGGACCGAGAGAUGUAUCUGGCUGGGUUUGAUCUGAGUGAGGACAACAAGGCAGACACUCUGAACUCUGGAGACGUAUGGAACAGUAGUGGUACCUCUAAUGUCUCUGCCAUUAACUUAACCCUGGGGGAUUUAAGCAUGGAAUGUGGGAAAGAGUGUUAUGCCAUCAGCAUUGCUGCGGCCUUGACAUUUCUAGCUGGAGUUUACCAGGUGCUGAUGGCUGUCUUCCAGCUGGGCUUUGUUUCAGUGUAUCUAUCUGCACCAAUGCUGGAUGGCUUUGCUACCGGUGCCUCACUCACAAUUCUCACUGUGCAGGCCAAAUACCUACUGGGUCUCAAGAUCCCACGCCACCAGGGAUUUGGCACUGUAAUCGUCACCUGGAUCAAUAUCUUUAAGAAUAUCCACAAGACAAACUUCUGUGAUAUGAUCACUAGUGCCAUCUGCAUCGCAGUGCUGGUGGGAGCAAAGGAGCUUGGCGAGCGCUACAAGGACCGCCUGAAGAUCCCUUUACCAACUGAGCUGGUGGUGGUGACGGUGGCGACGCUGGUGUCCCAUUUUACCGAUCUCAACGGAUUGUAUGGCUCCAGUAUCUCAGGGGCAAUUCCAACAGGUUUCAUUCCCCCAAAGGUGCCUAGUUUUGAGCUGAUGCCAAGGGUGGCGUAUGAUGCCAUUCCUCUUGCCGUGAUCAGCUUUGCAUUCACAGUUUCACUCUCUGAGAUGUUUGCCAAGAAGAAUGGCUACACAGUCAGACCAAACCAAGAGAUGAUGGCCAUAGGGUUUUGCAACAUCAUACCAUCCUUCUUCCACUGCUUCACCACCAGCGCGGCUUUGGCCAAAACCAUGGUGAAAGACUCCACCGGCUGCCAAACACAGGUUUCCAGCAUUAUUAGUGCUUUGGUUGUCCUUCUGAUCCUCCUAGUCUUUGCACCUCUCUUCUACUCCCUGCAGAAGUGUGUUCUGGCCUGCAUUAUCAUUGUCAGCUUGAGAGGUGCCCUGCGCAAGUUCCGGGAUGUGCCCAAGCAAUGGCACCUUAACAAGGUGGAUGCCAUUGUCUGGUCCAUCACCAUGCUAUCAUCAGCUCUGAUCAGUGUGGAAAUGGGACUGCUGGUUGGAGUCAUCUUCUCCAUGCUCUGCAUAUUGGUACGGACGCAGGUUCCCCAAGUGGCCAUUCUGAGCCAGAUCCAAGACACUGUCUUCUAUGAAGACAGUGGAGAGUACGAUAACCUUCUGGUAGUGCCAAAAGUGAAGAUUUUCCGCUUCCAGGCACCAUUGUACUACGCAAACAAGGAUUUUUUCCUGAAGUCACUGUACAAGGCUGUGGGGCUGGAGCCCUUCCUAGAGGUUACUAAGAGGAGGAAAGCAGAGAAAAAGGCCAAAGAGUUGGCUAACAAGCAGGUCACGGUAAACUGCUUAGAAAAAAACAAUGGAGAUGUCACUACCAGCUUAGUUUCCCAAGAGCUGGACUUUCACACUAUUAUCUUAGACUGCUGUUCUAUUCCAUUCUUGGAUAGCACAGGGAUUGUAACCUUUAAGGGAGUUCUCAAAGAGUACAAAGAAGUUGGUGUUAGCAUCAUCCUAGCCUGCUGUAAUCCUUCUGUGAUAGAUUCUUUAAAACGGGGGGGCUUCUUUGGGACAGAUGACAAAGAUAUCAGCAACUUGUCAUUUUAUUCAGUUCAUAGUGCUGUUCUCUUUGCUAACAGCAGAGAACCUGCAGUCAGUCAAUCAGUCGUGUAGUACUGCCAGUAAGGGAAAUGGUGUGUAUAAACAGGAGUUCCAAAUGAUCUAUGUGUGAACAACACUCAAUGCAACUGAUGAGGUUAAUAUUCACCCAAGAUGCAGGAGAAAACAUAACAAAAGCACAUGAAAGCCUUUGUUGCAUACUUCUUUAUAUCAGAAUUAUUUUCCUCCCAUUGAUUACAAAGUUGAUACAAAAUAAUUAAUUGUAUGUACCCUUUUAGAAACUACUGAAUAAUUUUACUUUAUUUCUGAGCAUCAACUCAUUUUAAUUAAUAAUUAUUUCUAAUUAAUAUUUUUUUCUGAUGAAUAAUUUGUGAAAUGUUACCAUCAAGUUGACGAAGAAUCUUGGCUUAGAGUAGCAAUCAAAAUAAAGUAAAGCAUGCAAAGCACCUCAAGACAAACUCAUAAAAAGGACUGCUACCAGUUUUUUACACUCUGCCCUUUAUCUUAACACUCAGAAGCCAGGGAAAUUACAAAACUUAACCAUAAUGCCUUAUCUGUUGACACAGAGCCAGAGCCUCUUCUUAAAUGUCAGUACUAAAUCCUACAGUGGAUUGGUUAUCUUUGGCACUAUCUUUGUAUCAUAGGUUAGAAUAUCUGAGAGCAGGGGGUGCCAGAGGUUUCAUAGCAAUCUGGGCAUUAAUCUGCAAGUUUUGUUUUUUGUACUUUUUCAUUUUAGUUUGAGAGUAUACCAGGACAGACAAGAAUGGCAAUAAAACUUAGAUCAUCAACUUAGAGUCUCCAGGAACUACAGUAAAUCAGAGGAGAUACAACCAUUUUCUCAUCAGCCAAAGCCCCUAUCAGGUUUCAGUGAAUGAGUCUGUAUUAUACACAACAUGUCAGACACAUAUUUUAUCAUAUACAAAAUGCACUGCUUUUAAAUCCCAAUAAAAUAAAGAAUAUCUGUAAAAAGUUGAAAAAAAAACGAAAAUGUUUGAAGCUCCUUUCAAGCAAAGUUAUCACAGUUUCUGCUGUAUUUAUGAAAGAGACACAAGGAUUCCGGAAUAAAAGCACAACAUUCACAGAACUACGAACAGA